Messenger RNA from Cladophialophora bantiana CBS 173.52, 507 nucleotides. RefSeq lists its product as uncharacterized. The record is from RefSeq and is a predicted model, not a curated record. NCBI's taxonomy places the organism in Eukaryota, Fungi, Ascomycota, Eurotiomycetes, Chaetothyriales, Herpotrichiellaceae. Gene Ontology annotation, molecular function: acyltransferase activity, transferring groups other than amino-acyl groups. The transcript has a single exon. Bases 1 to 507 code for a protein of 168 amino acids.
AUGGGACAUCGUCACAAUUCCUCUUGUCCAACUGCUCCCGUUUUCCACAACCUCCGGCGACUGCCUCGCUCUAUUGCCCCACGCAUUCUACAUGAGAUGAGGAGCCUGGAAGGCAAGGUGUUUGCAUCCCAUGAAAUAUUCCCAUUUGACGAGAAAGUCCUCAAGCAGCGCAAUAUGGAAGUGAUUGUCGGACUCUCGGAUCGAGCAGGAUGUUCGACCGUUGUCGCCUAUGCCGUUGUUGUGAAAUGGAACCAUCGACUUCUUUUGCACAAGAUCUGCGUGUCACCAGCUGCAAGAGGUCAUGGAAUUGGUAGCUUAUUGGUACAGAAAGUCAUCGAGGACUCGAAAUGCUGGUCUUGUCGCGCAAUUGAGCUUUGGGUCGACGAAGCAAACCACAUCGCCAGAGGUCUGUACUCUAAAUAUGGGUUUGUGGUGGAACACACCGUCCCCGACUACUACUCACCUGGCAGGAAUGGGCUCAAAAUGGUCCAAAAUUUCCAGCCUUGA